GUUCCUUAACGGUGGGUGCAAGUCGGUCUUUGCGCUGCCUUCUGUUUCGUCUCCCCAUUGCAUAUGAGGGAUAGGCUCACAAAAAGCACAAUGUUUUACAUUUCGGAAGUCACUGUUGGCUUCAUAACAUUUCUGUUUUUAUUUUUGUUUCUGAAACAACAAAGAAAUCGCAUAAAGCUUCCAGGACCAUGGGGCUUGCCAAUGAUUGGAAAUAUCCUGCAGCUUGGAACACUACCCCAUUUAACUCUUGCAAAGAUGAGAAAAUGUUAUGGUAAUGUGUUUCAAAUACACAUUGGUACAAAGUCAGUUGUAGUAGUGAGUGGCUAUGAAAUGAUUAAAACAGUGCUUGUAACGCAAGGAAAAUGUUUUGCCAAUCGCCCAGAUUUUUACUCCCUGUCCCUAAUAGGAAAUGGAGAGAGUUUUACAUUUAGCCUAAAGUAUGGGGAAUCAUGGAAACUUCUAAGAAAAAUAUUAGGAAAUGCUUUAAGGUCUUUUUCACAGGAAAAAGCUAAAAAUUCUACUUUCUCAUGUCUGCUAGAAGAGCAUGCAUCCGCAGAAGCUGUAGAAUUGGCAAAGGACUUUGAUAACUACUCAAAGGACAACAGCUACUUCAAUGGUAGGGGUUUGAUUAGCUGUGCAGUGGCUAAUGUUGUGUGUGCCAUAUGCUUUGGCAAAAGAUAUGAACAUGAUGAUAAGGAUUUCCAUAGCCUCAUUGAAAUCAACAAUGAGCUUCAAACUGCAUCAGGUUCAGUGAGUCUGUUAGAUUUUAUUCCCAUUUUACGUUACUUUCCUUCAGCAACAUUAAAAGCUGUCCACAAGUUUAUUUCUGGCUUAAACAACUACUUUGAAAGAUCAAUUCAAGAACAUUAUGAUACAUAUAAUGUGAACCAUAUUCGAGAUAUAACUGAUGCCCUAAUUAAUUUAUGUCAAACAAGAGACCCAACAGGGAAGACUGCGUGUGUAACUAAUAAACAAAUCAUAAAUACUGUGCAAGACAUAUUUGGUGCUGGUAUUGAUACAGUACCUACCGCUCUUGAAUGGAGCAUUCUUUAUUUGAUUACUUAUCCAGAAAUUCAACCAAGAAUACAAGAAGAAAUAGAUACCUAUAUUGGAUUUUCUAAACUGCCCAGAUUUGAAGACCGACAUUCCAUGCAUUUCACUGAAGCAUUUAUCAAUGAAGUUUUUAGACAUUCUUCAUUUGUACCAUUUACAGUUCCUCACUGUACAACUGCAGACACAUUUCUAAAUGGAUAUUUGAUUCCAAAAGACACUUGUAUCUUUGUCAACAUGUAUCAAGUGAAUCAUGAUCGAGACUUGUGGAAAAACCCAGAAUUAUUUAUGCCUGAAAGAUUUUUGGAUGAACUGGGACAACUGAACAAGGAAGCUGUUGAAAAACUGUUGUUGUUUGGAAUGGGAGUUAGAAAAUGUAUGGGUGAACAAAUAGCUAGAAAUAAAAUAUUUGUUUUUCUCACAACGAUACUGCAACAAGUAACACUUCAAAAAAGGCUUGAUGAUAAAAUUUGCCUUACACCACAUUAUGGGUUGGCAAUGAAGCCAGCACCAUUCUGUUUCAGAGCUGUAUCUCGAAUUUAGUAAAGUCAUGAGCCAUAACUUCACUUAUAAGAAUGUUGAGCCAACGCUUUUACUGACGACAAAAAUGUGAUUAUAUUUUUGAAUCUUUACUAUAUUAUUGAUUUGUAGUUUUGACACAUAUCUUCUUUGCCAAGAAGUGUGUUCCCUGACUUUUAAAAAUAUUUAUUACUUUGAAUAUUUCUGCUGCCACAUAGACAUAUUGGACAUUUAUACUAUAUAAAGUAUCACUGUUUUUUUAAUAAACAUACAUUUUUGAUUUAAAUAAAUGUGUGUUUUGAGCAAUUCCACGCCAAACUUUUUCUUUCAGAUAUAUUCUUAUAAAUGGUGUGUACUGUACACCUUUUACUUCUUGGCUAGUGAAUGUCUAGAAUAUCUGUUGAGUUAUGAUAUUUACAAAGAUAUGAACAUAGUACAAUAGUUUAUAGCAACAAAGAGUGACAAAUUUGACACGCUGUGUUUAUUAUUUGAUUUAAUGUUCAAUUUUACACUAAUUCAAGUAGAGAUUUAUGGUAUAACUUAAAAUGUAAGUUCAACCCUUCUUGACAGAUGGGUUUGUUAUUACUGGCAAGGCUUGUUUCAAUACCAGACACCCUUUUUACCUUUUGUAUUAAAAUUCACAAAAAAUCUAACUGAUUUUACCACCUUUUAACAGGUUUGA
Erpetoichthys calabaricus (reedfish) is the source of this 2251-nucleotide messenger RNA. Its product is annotated as cytochrome P450 1A1. The transcript is spliced from 7 exons. Gene Ontology annotation, molecular function: iron ion binding; steroid 17-alpha-monooxygenase activity; heme binding. Lineage: Eukaryota; Metazoa; Chordata; Cladistia; Polypteriformes; Polypteridae. The coding region runs from base 64 to 1593 and encodes 509 amino acids. The record is from RefSeq and is a predicted model, not a curated record. Gene Ontology annotation, biological process: hormone biosynthetic process; progesterone metabolic process.